Trypanosoma rangeli is the source of this 2010-nucleotide messenger RNA. RefSeq lists its product as uncharacterized. Bases 1 to 2010 code for a protein of 669 amino acids. Lineage: Eukaryota; Euglenozoa; Kinetoplastea; Trypanosomatida; Trypanosomatidae. The transcript has a single exon. The record is from RefSeq and is a predicted model, not a curated record.
AUGCGCUCGCCAUAUGAGGCUGUUUACGGUUUUGACCGGACACAUAUCCGACGGAUGACGCUGCAAGAGUACGUGAGCGAGGGCGACACCGCUUCUGGCCUCUCCUUUUCGAGGCAGGGCGACGGGUGUCGUCUGUUGAGCUCGCGGGACCCCAACGUGGAGUUCUGCACAAAGUACCCGGUGUAUGACCGCUUUGGGCGCGAGCUCUCUGUGCUGUACCAGAUUCUGGAGGCGGAGGUGCAGCAAGAGAUCCGUCGCGUGCAGCAGGGCGGCGGUGGGACGCGGCAGUCUGGGGUGCGGCUCAGCGCCGAGAUCCCGCUGGACGACGACCCCGCAGAGGAAACCGCGAAGCCGCGGCCGCAGCACGACAAGGGCGGAGCGUACCGCCCGACCUCGUUUGUGCCACCGGCACUGGCGCACAUCGACUCUGUCGAUGGUGGUGAAAGGGAUGUCAAUGAUCUCACCGAUGUAUCUGCUUCCUCCUGCCGGUUCUCCAGCGCGACGGCGUUGUCGCCGAGAGGCACCGGUUCCUUUUUCACGAGUUCCCGUGAUGCGCGGAGAUCCACGUUUUCUAUUUAUCGCGACAGCGGGCUAAAUGCCGCCGAGGGGCUGCUCCCACAACACGGCACAAACCCUCCAGAGUCUUUGCAGCAUCAGCAGGCUGAGGUUGCUUCCAACGUUUCUCGCCCCGCCUUCGCGACACAGGGUUGCGUGGGUGGUACGGCCACAGUCAGCUCGCAGCAGCCAGUGGGGGAUGUUGCUGCGCUGCAGCUACCGCCCUCGCGGCGCAGCAACACGGCAUCUCCACCGCGCCUUGCUGACGACGGCGGUAUGGAAGAGGUGGUGAUGAUAGAGGAGGAGGGGCAGGAGGGGGAAGGCAACAGGGAGGGAGAAACAGUUGGCGACAGUCUUUGCGUGAUAAGAGCGACACUCGACACGACGAUAAGGACGGAUCUACUGCGGUUUACCACGACGCGCCCCUCUGAGCAGCGCACAACCAAGCAGCUUUUCCUCCCUCCCGGCCGAGCGACGGUGGCUAUGCGUCGCACCAUCGAACACACCAACCCAAUCUCGCGCCAGGUGUACGGUGCGCAGAACGAGACAAUUUCAGCCGCCCUCGUGGCUCCCCUCGUUGCUGCCAACUUGGAGGCCGCUUGCUGCGCCGGGGACUUCAGAAGCAUCGCGGGAGUGACGCCACAGCUGAUUCCCGGCACAACAGUGACGCUGGGUGAAUACCGCUACUGCGUCUACCGUUAUCAUGCCUCCUCCGAUGUGUAUGAGGCCCGUGCAGAACAGGCGUCCGACGACGCGCCACAAGUCCUGCUGUAUCGCUGGAGCGUGCAUGCGGUACAACAGGGCGAAAAUGAGUCUUAUCGUGCAGCGCUUGGUUUGUCACUCGCCGCCCCCUUUGUGAGUGUGACGGGCUAUCGCUACGGCGAUGGCGGCUUGACGGUCAUCACCAUGCCGUUGGGAUACGUUGCGGUGCCGCUCUCCACGGUGCCCUUGUCCGCUCGCUCCUUCCCCACUUGCGUCAAGCUUCUCCUGCGGAUGCUUUCGGACCUUGUGGUAAAGCGCACAAUUCACGGUGAUUUACGCGGGUUAAAUUGCAUUUUUUUAGCUAUUCGGCACGGUAACACCGCGGCGGAGUUGCCGCUGACUCUACUGGUGCCUGUGCACUGGGAGAGACUUGUGGACUUCAGCAUGUUUGUUGACCGUAACGCCGGCCGCACUAUUCCCAUGGUGGACGACGUCAGCGGUGGUCGAAGAGGGGAGCGCUUGUACCACGGCCAGGAUGUCGCCAUGGUGAUGCAUAUGCUGCUUGAAAACGAGCUUGCGGAGCAGCUGCGGCCUGAUCAGCUCACCGAAGUCCAGCGUCUCAUGAUGCUGACGACGGAGCCCACACAAGUGGCGAACUACCUGAUCCAGUUAAAGAACAGCAUGACUGUCAUUCCAUCUGACAUGGAUGCACUUCAGCAUGACUACGAGGUAGCACUUCAGUGUCAAAUCUAG